Molecule: messenger RNA, 414 nt
Organism: Symbiodinium natans
Lineage: Eukaryota; Dinophyceae; Suessiales; Symbiodiniaceae
Source: the annotation of a GenBank genome assembly
AUGAGCUUCAUGGAUACAUCGCUGCAGGCUCCAGUGCUUGCAAAGGCUGACGCCGAUGGCGCGGCAUCAGCCGACACAUCACCGGCUUCUGGUUCUGACGAUUCCAUCACCGUCCACUUGCUCUAUGCAUCUGGUCGUUCCAUCCCUCUUCCAGUGCAGAUCUCGAAUACCAUUCGUGAUGUGAAGCACCAGAUCCGGAAGACCUAUGAGCAUGAAGAUGCCCCGCCUGGCUACUCGGAUGGCUCUGUCCUGAAGCUCAUUCUCAGCUCGGUGGAACUUGAAGACGCACGAACCAUGGCUGAUCAUGGCAUCAAAGACGGGGAGACACUGACCAUCGUCGUGCAGCCACCGAAGCCGCCCCAAACAAAGUCAAGGUUAAAAAAAACUCUCGGAUCAGUUCGACACAACGCUUAA